AUGGCUAGUGUUGGGGAGGGCCAGACCUACCACCACGCGAUCCCAAACGUGGCGCACCGCCGCCUCACGCCCGUGUCCGCCCCCGUGCACUCGGCCUUCCGCGUGCGCCCGUCCGUCAUCAUCGCGGCCAUCGACCGCAUCAACCACAAGCUGCGCCCGUCGCUCGCCUACCAGCCGGCGGAGGACUUCCUCAACGACCGCUCCGUCGUGUCGUUCGAUGACGAGACGCGCUCCAUCCGCGCCCAGACCAACGCGCUGCUGAAGCGCAUCCACGCGCCGCUGCCGCGCGUCAGCAAGCCGCUGCCCGUCGUCUUCAGCACGCAACUUCUUAAGCACUAG
This is a messenger RNA of Gryllus bimaculatus (two-spotted cricket), 339 nucleotides long. The record is from the annotation of a GenBank genome assembly. Lineage: Eukaryota; Metazoa; Arthropoda; Insecta; Orthoptera; Gryllidae.